Prorocentrum cordatum is the source of this 3861-nucleotide messenger RNA. NCBI's taxonomy places the organism in Eukaryota, Dinophyceae, Prorocentrales, Prorocentraceae. The record is from the annotation of a GenBank genome assembly.
AUGGCGUCUGAUGGCCUCAAGAAUGAUAUCGCCAACUUCCUCAUCGACAGAAGGAUGAUGUCCGGCCUGUGCCACAAGGGCGUCGUGGCGUACGGAGAUGCAGCCGCUUUGGUGCUGCAGAUCCUCGGGCACGCAGACUCGUCGGGCCCCUUGUCCAGGAGAGGGAUGAGAGAGUCGGUCCGGAAGCACGCGGCGACUCUCGCCGCCUCGCGGCCCGACGUGCACAACCUGAGGAUGGAGGACGGGGCUUUCGAGGUGGACUUGUUCCCAGAUGUUCUGAACCAUUUCACGAAGUCCAGCCUCGCCGCGCAGGACAUGGACGAGAUCUAUGAGAUGGUCGGUCCGCCUUCGCGGCAGCCGACGCAGAAGAGGCGCUACGUGAGAACAUCCCUUGCUACUGGGGCCGCGUCGUCGUCGCAGGGGCUGGUCGGGGCCAUUGAAGACGUGCCAGCCGACGACGAGGGCGUUGUCGCAAUCCCUGCACGCCCGCCUGCGGCGGAGCCCUCAUCACUCGUCCCCUACGACCGCAUGGACAGGGGCGCCCUGGCAGUUCGAUUGGAACAACGGGACGAGGAGGUUGCCCAGCUGAAGGAAGAACUCAGGAAGGUGAGGCGGAGCAGGGUGUUCUACAUGCAGAAAGCCGAGGGGCUGGAGGUCGACCUCUACGAGGCCAACCAGGAGAUCGUGGCCCUGAAGGCCCAAGCCACUUUCCGCCCAGGGCGCAACGUGACGACCUACGGGGGAUACUGCCUCGCCGUCAGAAGGAACGUUGGACAUGCUUCCGCUGCGGCAACCGCCUUGAUGGUGACGGGUGAAGGCGAAGGGGGCGUCAAGGACAAGAACACAGUGGUGAGCUAUGAACACCGCGCAGCUGCUGGCAAGGUCAUACGAUCCAAGGUCUUCUACUCCGAGCCAGAAGGCGUCGACCUGAGCCAGCAGCUGGAGAUCCACUUGCUGAAAUGCGACGGGACAAACUCUGAGCUCAUCCAGAAAAAGAAGGUCCACGUCUCCAUGGUCCACAGCUCCCUCUGCGACGUCUCCGAAGCGGCGGCCUGCCCUGGGGGCGUUGCCCCAGCGUCCGUCGCCGAGCACGUGGGGGGCCAGUCGGUUUCAGGAGACUUGCUCACUGUCGCCAAAGACAAUGGCCCCGAGGUUCACGCCUUCAUGCUGACCCACUUGCAAUCCGUCUACUGCCCCACGUGGAAGAGCAGGGCGUCGGCGUCCGACGACCAGAAGUUCUUCGCGUCCGUCUUCGUGUUCGGCGUCGACGCUGGACCAGGCAACCAGUGGGCCUUGAAGCAGAUCAAGGAGGACCUGCGGGGCUCCUCCGCCCGCGUAAUGUUUUGCGCGGUGUUUUGUUUCAUGCAUCAACUGCAUCUCAUCGUGAAGGAUCUGCUAGAUCGCACGGAGGGGUUCGACUGGGGGCCGCUGAGGGAAGGCAAACGCUACUGGGGCACAGUGGCGACGGUGGCGAAUGUGUGGCGCUCGUGCGGGGCCCCGACGCGGAUCUUCCAGGCCGCCAUCGACGUUCCUGGGGGUGGCCUCGAUGUGGCGCACAGGUAUUUCAAGAAGAUGCCAGGGCGCCCCCUGCGCGGCCGCUGGGGAAGCGUCGCCGCCGUGGAGAGGUUGAUCAUAUCCGCCAAGACCUUUAUCGGUGCAGUGUUCAAGCGGGCCUUCGGCAAGGAUGAGGCUGGCCCCGCGGGGAAGGCCAAAGCCGAGGCGAAGCCCAAGGCGAAGGGCGCGGCCAAGGCCGACGCGCAGGCGAAGAGAAGGGCAAAGGUUGGUGACGACGAGGAGGCUGAGUACAGGAAGCAGCAGGGGGAUUGGAGGGGGACCGCCGUGGCCAUGACAGGCGAUUCGCUGUGGCUGGCAAUGGUCCACAUCUCUUACAUCGUGAAGCAGCCCCUCACCGAGUAUUUGUACUCCUCGCAAAAGAAGAAGGGGGAGUACGAGAAGCAGGACUUCCCACUUCUGCUCCUCCGUGUCCUGGAUAAACCCUGCGACGAAGACUCGGGCGACCGCAGGGCCAUUGCGCGGACGUUGUUGCGCAAGGACAGGGGCGACCUGGUAACCGUCAACGGCGGCUUCGCAGCGAAGGCCAGGGAAUUGUUCAUGGACGAUUGGCGCGGCAUGGAAGCAUCGGGCCCAUGCAGCGCCAAACUGUUCGUCUUCUUGCUCGUCUGGCGGAGUAAGCUCCCGCAUGACACGCAAGACUUGGAAGGCGCGAACUCGGUGCUGCAGCGGAUGGCCAAGCUGGCGCCGAAUCUCCACCUUCCCUUAGCCUCUGACCGCCUCCGCCUGAAGCUCGGGACGCCUAUUCGGGCCAACGAAUGCGUGGACCUCCACCCCGCGAUCAUGAACCAUUUCUCCAAGCAGGAGUUCCACGACCGCUUUGAGCCCGUGGUGGUUGCAAGGGAACCCGCGGGCGCGGCUCCACCUCCGCCGCCCGCGCUCCCGCGCUACAACGCCGCCAUCAGGGCCGCGGCAAGGUACGCCCACGCAGCGGGGCCGUUGAUGCCGAACUACAUGGAGAAGGCGUUCACGUUCGGUCUCGAUGCGGCCCAGGAACGUCACGCCUUCUUGAUGUGUUGGAGCUACCACCAGAAAGUCUCAUGUGCCACGGGCAAGCUGCGCCCGAUGGGCGGUGGCCACUGCAUAUUCCAUCUGGACAGGCCCAUCCGUAUCAUCUCACUGACGGAGGUCAUCGGCGAGAUGGCGAUGGCGGGCAAGGGCAAGGACAAGUUGGGCGCACGGGCCCCUCUGCCACUGCGCUCGGGCACCCUUGGCUGGCUCUCGUUGGACCGCGCCACGUUCAGCGAUGAAACGGAGCAAGAGGUGGUUCCGAAGCCGCCGAAGAUCGGCAGGGGCGGAGAGCCCGAGGACGAUGGCCUCGAGGAUUUCGUCGGCGCAGCAAUGGGCGAUGUCAUGGAAGAUGAUGAAGGCGAGUACGAGGGCCCCGUCGGCGGGGGCGAAGGCGAGGGGGGCGACGAUGAUUUGGCGGGCCAUCCCGCGGAGGAGAACUUGGAUGAAGAGGGCGCCAUUGUCCCCGAGCCAGAGGAGUUCGACCCCGUUGCAGACGACGGCGGCGACGUGGGCGUCAACUCGGACGACGGCCCCGAUGAGUCCCCUGACGGCCACGGCCCCCACGGCCAUGGAGGUCCGCACCCUGAUGGUCCCGAUCUUCCCGUGGGCGGCGACAGCCCCGUCGCUGGGCCUCCGCCAGCCGCCCCAGCGACGCCCCCUCUUGCCAGCGUGGCAAAUGAGGGUGGGAUUCUGGUGAGGCAGUCGCUAGCGAAGGCGGAGCUCGAGGCUGCGCACCGAAGGGCCGAAGAGAGGAGGGGCGCGCCGAUGAGUUACGGUGCUAUCGGCAUGGUUGCAAAGCCAGACGGGUCGUGCUCCUUUGUGCUCUGGACGCAGCCGACCAGGCAGAAGGCCAGGCCCGUGCGAAUCGACGGGGAAGGGCGGAUCAUGUCCAUGGUGCACUUCGCGCAGCCUGAGACCGAUUACGCGGACGUCGAGGUCAUCAUCGGGAACACGGGUUUGGUCCAGCCGUACGCGCUGAGGAAGCACGAGAGACCCGCCGUGGACGCUUGGCUAUUGCUCCUCCAGAUGGAGAGGAACACGCGCUUCUUCCAGGGGCCACUCGCCCUGAAGGACAACGACCCCAGGCAAUGCGUGAAAUGUGACAUUGUGGGGCCAGAGGACGCAGGGAUCGACCUGGCCGAUCCAACCGAUGGUGGGGAUUUGCAGUUCUACAGAUGCCAGCGUUGCCUACUCAUCUGGCAUAAUCGUUGCGCCUGCGUAUACAUGGGAUCAGACGUGGACUUCGGCGCAUUCGUCUGCCCAGUGUGCUCUCUCUGA